AUGUCUUCUACUCAAACAAAAGCUACUUUUUCUAUACAAAAUGGACCUUCUUUUCAAGGUAUCUCUUUUGGAGCAAACAAAUCUGUUGCUGGUGAAACGGUCUUCACAACCUCUCUAGUUGGUUACCCAGAGUCCAUGACUGAUCCUUCCUACCGUGGCCAGAUAUUAGUUUUCACUCAACCCCUGAUUGGUAACUACGGUGUUCCAUCCGGCGAUGCUCGUGACGAAUUCAAUCUAUUGAAGUAUUUUGAAUCUCCACACAUCCAUGUCGUCGGCAUCGUUGUGGCUGAAUAUGCUUACCAAUACUCUCAUUGGACUGCUGUUGAAUCCUUGGGCCAAUGGUGUGAAAGAGAAGGUGUUACUGCCAUCACUGGUGUUGACACUCGUGAGUUGGUACAAUACUUGAGAGAGCAGGGUUCUUCUUUGGGUCGUAUUACUUUGGCUGAUCAAGACCCAGUCCCAUACGUAAAUACCAUGAAAACCAACUUAGUUGCUCAGGUAACCACGAAAAAACCAUUUCACAUCUCCGCUUUACCUGGAAAAGCUAGGGCAAAUGUUGCAUUAAUCGAUUGCGGUGUCAAAGAAAAUAUCAUUAGAUGCUUGGUCAAGAGAGGCGCCAAUGUAACCGUUUUCCCUUAUGAUUACAGAAUUCAAGAUAUCGCUUCAGAAUUCGAUGGUAUUUUCUUAUCCAAUGGGCCAGGUAAUCCAGAACUAUGCCAGACCACAAUCACCAACGUCAGGGAAUUAUUGAACAACCCCAUUUAUGAUCGUAUUCCUAUCUUCGGUAUUUGUCUUGGCCACCAGCUUCUAGCUCUCGCCUCCGGUGCCUCUACUCACAAAUUGAAAUAUGGUAAUAGAGCUCACAAUAUCCCUGCCAUGGAUUUGACCACCGGCCAAUGCCAUAUUACAUCUCAAAACCACGGCUAUGCAGUGGAUGCUGAGACUUUAGCAAAGGAUCUAUGGAAACCUUACUUUGUCAAUUUAAAUGACAAAUCGAACGAAGGCAUGAUACAUCUUCAUAGACCUAUUUUCUCUACUCAAUUCCACCCAGAGGCUAAGGGCGGUCCCUUAGACACUGCCAUUCUUUUCGACAAAUUCUUCGGCAAUAUUGAAGCUUACCAAUUGGAUACUCAAAGAGAAAGUUCAAUCCCACUAAAAGUAAACCCUAGUACAGACAAAUCAAAACUACAAAGUUUAAAUGUUACCAAGUUAGCCAAGGAAAGAGUAUUGUUUUAG
Molecule: messenger RNA, 1236 nt
Organism: Saccharomyces mikatae IFO 1815
Lineage: Eukaryota; Fungi; Ascomycota; Saccharomycetes; Saccharomycetales; Saccharomycetaceae
Gene: CPA1
Product: carbamoyl-phosphate synthase (glutamine-hydrolyzing) CPA1
Exons: 1
Coding region: 1-1236 (411 amino acids)
Biological process (GO): L-arginine biosynthetic process; 'de novo' pyrimidine nucleobase biosynthetic process; L-glutamine metabolic process
Cellular component (GO): carbamoyl-phosphate synthase complex; cytoplasm
Molecular function (GO): carbamoyl-phosphate synthase (glutamine-hydrolyzing) activity
Source: RefSeq, a predicted model, not a curated record